AUGCGUGCCUCGCGACGUGCUUCAACUUUGGUCGCAAAUUCCAUCAUCUCUGCAGUCUUGCUUGCGGACACCCUCUUCACUGUCGUCCUUUGUCUACCCCGAUCAUCCGGAGCCAGCGCAUUCCUGGCCCUACUGACACGGGAUAAGUUGAGCGGCACACCGGCUGUUACGAUCACCCCGACCUUUCUCGCCGGUGUCUUGCUCGUCACCGUGGGGACACACGAGCUCGUGACUACCGGCCCUUACUCAGUUAUUCGCCAUCCGGCGUAUCCUGCGCGAUUUGCCGUCCUUUUGGGCGCGUCUAUGUGCACUUUUCGCAGCGGAUCGUGGUGGAAGGAGACGGGCCAGGGGAACGUGAUGAUGGGGAGGCUCGUGUUGGCGGCGUGGAUGGCCAUGAUAGCCCGGGAUGUUGUGGUUCUUCUAUUCGUGAUGAUACCCAGGGAGGAGAAGAUGUUGCGCAAGGCGUUCGGAAAGCAGUGGACGGACUGGGCCUCGCAAACGAGGUAUAAAAUGAUACCAGGUAUCUGGUAG
Molecule: messenger RNA, 531 nt
Organism: Peniophora sp. CBMAI 1063
Lineage: Eukaryota; Fungi; Basidiomycota; Agaricomycetes; Russulales; Peniophoraceae
Source: the annotation of a GenBank genome assembly